ACAGUAUUGAAGCGGCAAUCUAUGUGUUCGUACGCGUGUUUGUCAUUUUGUCAUCAUCGCUAAAAAAAAGGUAGAACACGCACAUGUAUAUGUUGCUCGAUUCUAAGUAUGUUGUAAGCGACUUAUUGCCUCAAUUACUGCAAGCAGAAACUAAGGAUUUAUCGAGACGCAAUUGAUAAUAACAGAUAAUAACUGAUAAUGGAAGGAGAAUCAGAAAAUAAUACUUCCAAUAAAAUUUCUAAACCAAUUAAUUGGCCAUACAUGAAUAUCAGUUCAUUAACUAUAUCGUUUCUAAGUAAACUGGCAGCAGCCGGUAUCAUCUGGGGAUGGGGAUACUUUAAUUACAGCAUAGCUUGGUUGAUUGCGCCAAUCGCAUUUUCUGUAUGGAAGGCAGAAUGCAAAAAGGAUAACGAACUACGAAUGCUUACAACACAAGCAAGUGCAUUGGCUAAGGAAAAAGUAAUGAUUAUGGGACGAAUAGACGAAUUACCGUCAUGGGUGUAUUUUCCUGAUUUCGAUAGAGCUGAAUGGUUAAACAGAAUUUUAUUUAAAGUGUGGCCUAGUAUGAAUCACUUUGUUCGUCAACUAUGUAAGCAGAAUAUAGAACCAUCAAUUGUUGAGAAACUGACUGAAUAUAAAAUAAAAGGCUUUCAAUUUGAUCGUCUAGUUUUGGGACGUAUUCCUCCAAAAAUUUAUGGAAUCAAAGUAUAUGACAAAAAUACUUCAAGAAAUGAGAUAAUUUUAGAUGCAGACAUUAUGUAUGCUGGCGACUGUGAUAUUACCUUUUUGGUUGGAAACAUUAAAGGCGGUAUUAAAGAUUUUCAAAUACGUGGUUUGAUACGUAUUGUUAUGAAACCUAUGCUAUCUGUAAUGCCAAUAAUCGGAGGUGUACAAAUAUUUUAUUUAAAUAAUCCUACUAUCAACUACAACUUAGUAGGAAUGGCUGAUGUAUUAGAUUUACCUGGAUUCAAUGAAACUUUAAGGAAAACCAUUGUUGAACAAAUAGCAGCUAUUGUUGUAUUGCCGAACAAAAUAACUAUACCAUUAAGCAACGAAGUACCAAUGGAAAUUUUAAAGAUGCCUGAACCUGAAGGUGUUCUGAGAAUUCAUGUUGUAGAAGCAAAGCAUUUAAUGAAGAAAGAUAUUGGAGUGUUAGGAAAGGGUAAAUCUGAUCCAUAUGCUGUCAUAAAUGUUGGUGCCCAGGAAUUUAGAACAAAAACCAUUGACAAUACCGUUAAUCCAAAGUGGGACUUUUGGUGUGAAUUUAUAGUGAAAGAGGGCUUGGGAGCCUACAACACGAUGGUUGCCCAGCUCUUUGACAAAGACAACGCUGCUCAAGAUGAUCCACUUGGCAGAGCUACUAUUGAAAUUAUCCGAGUGAAGAAAAAAGGCACAAUCGAUACAUGGGUUUCCUUGGAGCAAGCAAAACAUGGUAUGCUUCACUUACGAUUAAUGUGGUUGCAACUUUCAAAAAAUCCUGCUGAUUUGAAAGCUGCUUUAGUAGAAACUCAGGAACUUAGAGUUACAUCGAUGAGUACAGCUCUUCUUACACUUUACAUUGAUUCUGCUAAAAAUUUACCGUGCAUUCGAGGAAAUAAACAACCUGAUGUUUAUUUGGAAGCAAGCAUUGGUGGAAAGAAAGAAAGAACAUCUACUAUACCACGUUCUUGCGAUCCAGUAUGGGAACAAGGAUAUACCUUUUUAGUCAGCAAUCCUGAAACUGGUGUUUUACAUAUAAAGAUUAUAGAUGAGAAAACUGCCAUGACAGUUGGGGAAAUGAAUUAUAAUCUUUCCUUACUUUUGGAAAAGAAUAAUUUAGAAGUAACACACCAGCCAUACGAUCUGCAAAUGGCCGAGGCAGAUAGUAAGCUUGUAUUGUCAAUGUCAUUAAAUAUCUUGAAGUAUGAAGAGCCUGAACUCACUUCCGAAGAAGAUGAAGAUCAUCAUGAUAUCAAUCAAUUAAAUAAACGAAUUGAACGUCAGGAGUCUAACAUUAGUAACGUAUCUUCUGUACCUCCCAGUCCUCUUAAAAAACAGCCUUCAAAAGAAUCGAUCAACAGUCAGUCUCAUAAUAGUAAGUCUGCGCUUUUACCUGAGGAACCAGCAGCGGUAGAAGAAGAAUUAAUAGUUAGCACUAGCGUUCCGUCCUCUAUGGCUGCAAGAUUUCAUACUGCCCCUGGGCGCUUAAGGCAUCCUUCCCUGACAUCCUCUCAGGGAGAAGCAAAAUUAGGCAGAAUACAAUUGACAUUACAUUACAGUGUGCAGAGACAAAAACUUGUUGUUGUUGUACAUAAAAUUGCUAAUUUACCACUCCCUCAAAAUGACCCACACAAUAUACCGGAUCCAUAUGUAAAACUCUAUCUGUUGCCGGAUCGACAUAAGGAAACAAAGCGCAAGACUGCUGUAAUGAAGGACAAUUGUAAUCCAACAUUCGACGAACAAUUCGAAUAUGUAGUUUCGCAGGGAGACUUAAACACGCGAAUAUUAGAGAUAUCUGUGUGCACUCAAAAGGGUUGGUUGUCAACUGGAAGCAAUGUGAUGGGACAACUUCACUUGAAAUUAAGCGAAAUCGACAUUUCAAAGGCUAUUACUACUUGGUAUGAUUUACAACCGGAAAUCAAAGACUAGAAAAAGAGAAGUAAGCGGGGCUUCGAACGUUUAUGCGGUUGUCUGACAAAACAGCCACUUAAAUUCCCGCUGAACAAUUUUUACAAACGAUGAAAGUUUUCAAAUUUUACAGUUACAAUAUUCCGUUGACUUUAUUAUGUUGUUAAACUAACGAUUAUUAUAUAUUAAAAUAAGUAAAUAUAUGGUGCUACAUAUGAGAUGCGAAACGUCUUAUAAAAUAUAUAUAAGAUAAAAUUCUUAUUAAAUAUUUGUACUUACGCCGUCCAAAUGGCAUAGGAAUGAUCUGAUUUACAGUAUUGCUGUAACCUUCAAGCAGAAGGACGGAUUGGCUAAUGUAACUGGAACUGCUAUUUCUAUAUACAUCGACUUGUAAAAUCAUUAAAAUAUUACCUAUAAAACAAUAUGCAUAAAGAAAUUGAGUUGAGUCAAUAGAUUUUAUAAUUUUGCAUGUAUUAAAUUUUACA
This is a messenger RNA of Camponotus floridanus (Florida carpenter ant), 3092 nucleotides long. RefSeq names its product extended synaptotagmin-2 (gene Esyt2). The coding region runs from base 199 to 2628 and encodes 809 amino acids. Lineage: Eukaryota; Metazoa; Arthropoda; Insecta; Hymenoptera; Formicidae. The record is from RefSeq and is a predicted model, not a curated record. The transcript has 17 exons. Gene Ontology annotation, biological process: lipid transport. Gene Ontology annotation, molecular function: lipid binding.